This is a messenger RNA of Bipolaris maydis ATCC 48331, 1046 nucleotides long. RefSeq lists its product as uncharacterized. NCBI's taxonomy places the organism in Eukaryota, Fungi, Ascomycota, Dothideomycetes, Pleosporales, Pleosporaceae. The record is from RefSeq and is a predicted model, not a curated record. Gene Ontology annotation, molecular function: RNA binding. Gene Ontology annotation, biological process: mRNA splicing, via spliceosome. Gene Ontology annotation, cellular component: nuclear speck.
AUGUCUCGCGGCGGCGGCACUACGCUCUACGUCACCGGCUUCGGCCACGGAACACGCGCUCGCGACCUUGCCUACGAGUUCGAACGCUAUGGUCGCCUUGUCCGUUGCGACAUUCCGGCUCCCCGUUCGGCUUCGUCUAGGCUCUUCGCCUUCGUCGAAUACGAGUCUCGCCGGGAUGCCGAUGAUGCGUACCACGAGAUGCACAACAAGCGCAUCGGCCGCGACGACUUGUUGAAGAUUGAGUGGGCACGUACUCCUCCCUCGGCAUCGUGGCGCUUCGACUCAGGACGUGACCGCCCCCGUGGUGAGCGCUCUGAGCGUGGUGGUGACCGAGGCGACCGUUCCGACCGCGGUGAUCGUGCAGACCGUGGGGUGCGUUCUCCACGCCGUCGCAGCACUUCCCCACGCCGUGAACGCGGUGCAUCCCCUCGCAAGGAUGACCGCCGCGAACGCGACUACGACCGCCGUGACCGUGACCGAUCAAGGAGUCCUAUUGACGGCGACCGCGAGAUGAAGGACGUCCGCGACCGUGAGGACGACCGAGGUGACCGUGAGCGUGGCGACCGCGAAGAGAGGCGCGACCGUGAGCGCGAGGCUGAGCCGCCUGCUGAACCCCGAAAGAUCGAAUCUCCUCCGCCUGCGGCUCAUGACGACCUGGACGUAGCUGAGUAAGCCAUGAGCUGGCAACCCUCCAGCAGGCAGUAUCCGGAUUACUGCCGCCGUGUGCACAAGGCUAGUAUUGACGCGCGUGCUCGAAAUUGGUACUUGCACAGUGUUUUUGUUGAGCGGAUAAUGGUUUCUGGGAUCAUGUUUUGUUUCUCCGAGUGGAGGCUAGAGUUACGUCUAUGUCCUGCCACGACAUUAAUGCAUUCAGCAGUCGAAAAAGCUCGAUUCGGAUCUUCUUUGGCGAACGGUCACGGCGAUUAUCAUUCGGUUCGGUCUUCUCGCCUUGUUUCGGUCGAUCGGUCGACAUCGAUGCGGUUCGAGUUCCUUGCCUCCUGUACACUAUUCGGUCGGUCCGUAGCACCUCGAAGUCUUCCAACCUC